GGGCAGAUGGAAGUGGCAGCAGUGGUAGUGUUACAGCAGCAGCAGCAGUGGUAGUGUUGCAGCAGCAGCAGCAGCAGUGGUAGUGUUGCAGCAGCAGCAGCAGUGGUAGUGUUGCAGCAGCUGUGCAAUAUGGCUGUGUAUCUGUGCUGUUUCCGUCACCUGUGUGGCACAGCACCCAGCCCCAGUCUACCCCCCAGGACAACACCCACUGUAAUACUCGACACUGGCUACAUGGGUCAUGAAGUAGUAAUUGUGAAAAAUGGAAUACGAAUUUGUGGUAGUGGUGGUGCACUUGGUAACAUUCCAAUUCUACAAAACAAAGCCUAUUUUGAGGUUAAACUGCAGCAGUCAGGUAUAUGGGGUGUGGGGAUUGCAAUGCGCAACACCAACUUAAACAAAGUUCCCUUGGGAGAAGAUGCUCAUUCAUGGGUUUUAUGUUCAGAUGGUACUAUACGACACAAUGCGGAGGAAAAGUACAAAAUUGUUGACAUCCCCCAGGAAGGGGAUAUUUUGGGUGUUAGCUAUGAUCACGUUGAGCUAAACUUCUACAUUAAUGGCAAGCCCACAAAUACACCGGUCACAAGCUUCAAGGGUACCGUGUAUCCUGCCUUAUAUGUUGAUGAUGGUGCUAUAAUGGAUGUCAUAUUUGAAAACUUCAAUCAUGGUCCACCUCCUGGCUAUGAUUCUAUCAUGGUAGAGAAAUCUUUGUUGGAAAAUGACUAGUAGAAAUUGCUGCUGUAAUUUCCUUGUGCAUCUCCACUCUAUAAAUCCCCUGUGACUGUAACAUCUGGUGUGUCCUUCCUUUAUGAACCAAUUACAGAUGAUCAUCAGUUUUGUCAUAAAUGAUUAUUGUAGAUCUAUGUACCAUUUUCAUACAUUAUUAUCAAUUCUAUAAGAAUCUUAAAAUGUUGAUCUGGAUAAUCUGAAUAUAGAGCCUACUUAAAUGUUUAGUUGUUGAUUAUGAUUAUAAAAUUAAUUACAUACACACAGGAUAAUAUGUACAUUAACAGUACAGUAUACUGUAAUUUUCCACAUGAAAGGGGUAAGUCUUUUUUAAAGAUAAUUUAAAAUUAUGCUUCAAACUUAAUUUUGUUGAAAGUUUAAGUUUAUAGAAAGCUAUUAAAUACAUAUCUGUGCCUAUAAAAUUUGAUUGUUGAAGUAGGUUUUUCUUAAAAUUAUUUAGUGCCAUAACUCUAUAAUGUUGAGGCAUUAAAUGAACAGACUACAGCACAACCCUUAAUGAAGAGUAAGUCAUAUUACUACAACUAACCCACAAUUUGAAUAAAAAACUUUUGAUGAUUCUUCUCCAAAUUAUGAGAUAGUUGCCAACCCUUAAUAUUUAGAAAAUAUGUAUACAUACGGCUUUUUUUUUUUUUCCUCAUUUGCCAUCUCCAGCCUAGGCAGGGUGACACAAAGAAGGAAACACAUUAGUCAUCAUUUGAUGUCUGGCAAUAGUAUAUUUAGUUGUCUAAAUAAUAUAUAAAUUCUAUAUAUUGGUUUUAUUUUGGCUCCCUAUAAUUUGUGUGAAUAUAGUAUAUUAUUAUAUUUAGGGGGAAUUGCUAAAUCUGUAGGGGUCAUACAGCACCUUGGGAAUUGGAGGCACUCACUUUUAGUCCAAGGGGAGGACAAGAUAAGUUCCUUGAGUCAAGAGCCCUUAACCCCCCCCCCUUUCCUUACUUUCAGUGAAUCUUCAUUAAGGGGUUUAAUGUAAAUAACAUUUGGAACUAAGUAUUAAGAAUACAACUGUUCACAGUGUCAUUGGUAUGUAAGUAGCAAUCUGUUACCUAGUGUCACAGCUGAGGAAUGUGACGCUGUAUAGUCCUUGUGGCUUAGCGCUUCUUUUUGAUUAUAAUAAUAAUGAGGAAUGUGACGGUUGAGCUCGAGUCGCUGAUAGGUCACACGCUGACCUGUACGAGCUCACACACCAUUCUGUGCAUGUGUAAUACUGAGUAUAUGAUGCCUUAAAUUAUGCCCUAGGCAUGUGACACCCAGGGUGGUUACAAUGUAAGCACAAAGCUCAUACGAUAUGGCUGGGUGACAUCAAGACAAUCUUGAUAGUACCUUGCAGAACACCUGCAUUGUCUCAAACCCAUCUACAACAACAGUACAACAAUUUUUGAUUGCUCUAAGAAACCAGCUUGAACAUCCAGUAGGCAUGUGUGAGCAUGAUAUUAUAAUCAAAACUAAAUGCUAAACUCGCAAGGGUCAUACAGCACUGUGCGAGCUUGAUAGACAGGAGUGGAGGCAAGUGGCUUUUAUGAUGUGCUGGAGUGUGAGCAAAGUAACAUUUAUGAAGGGAUUCAGGGAAACUGGUUAAGACUCGAGUCCUGGAGUGCCUGCAUUCUAAAGGCAGGGUGGGGAUAUUACAAGUUGGGUGGGGGGGGGGGGGGCAUAUGAAUUGUAUUACCAGAGCACCUCUGGUAAGACGGAUGGUGAAGGUAUUUUUUUUUUUUGUCUCCAUAUGUUGGUAGAAGAUGGCUGGUGUGUUAUAGAAGAAAAUAAAUAAAUUUUUCUUAUCACAAGGGCCCCUUAAGGGAGGUUCCUUGACGCUGGUGAGGGGCUCUUGAUCUAGGGAAUUGGAUCUGUGCUCCGGUUCCCUGAAUUGAGCCUGAAUACCUUCCAUCUCCCCCACAUGUGCUGUAUAAUCCUACGGGUUUAGCGCUUCCCUGUGAUCAUAAUAAUAAUAAUAAUUAUCAGAAGGGUUGAAAAGUUAUGAACAUUUUAUGACAUCACAAUAUAGGACACGCCUUAUUUUGUAGUCAGUCUUCAAAUUUUACAUUACAUUUUUAAAUUUGAAUUGGUUGUUUCAAAAUGUUCAUUAUACCUGAGCAUUUAUGCUGGAAAAUUGCAGUAUUUUUUAAGUUGGAAUUCAUGCAAGCUUUAACAAUUAAUAACUAUAGAUUUAAUAUUCUUUGCUUAAGGUUCUUCAAAAUAUAAUAUUUUUAUAUACAAUUGAUUUCCAAAUAAUAUUUUCAUAUUAAAUUUUUUUGAAAAUGUACAUUGUUGAUGUUUACAGUACUGUAUAUCCACUAACCAUAUACUGUAUUGUAACAUUUACCAUAUCACAAAGAAACUUGAGUUUCAUGUGCAUACAAAUUUAUUAAAUAUUGAUAUCUAUGAACUAAGUGGUACAUUAUAUUUUUUAUUACAGUACAUACACGAGUCUUCUUCCUAAAUUAUGUACUAAAAGAUGUAAGUCUGUCUCAAUAUGCAUAUUCUUACAGUUUUAUCUGUUGUGCAUUGUAUAUUUAUUCAUAUCUACAAAAAUCUAACGAGUUCUCCUUCAUUCUCUGUAAAUUUAUAAAACCUGGGCGCGAUACUUUAAUUUGGUUGGUAAGUGCUGUCAUCAGUAAUAUUCUCAAGCAGUAUAUGGUAGUUGAAGGCGGCUUAUACAUGAUUCAAUAACUUUGUAAUUUUGCAGGAAAACAUAACAUUUGUACAGUAUACAAAAAAUUUAGGUAAACAUUGCAUGUUGCUUGCAAAUACAGAAACGUGUACCGUAUGGUAUAGAUCUGUGCAUGUGGUCUUAAACAGUGUUUUAUCAACUUGUUGGCCACCCACUUACUACAUAUGCAGGUAUCUUAUAAAAUAAUAUAGCUCUGGCAUUAGUAGAAAUUUUUGCAAUAUUUCUUUCUUUUCAGAAUAUGAAAAAACAAAACAAAUAUUCACUGUAGAUGUAUGUGUUUAUAAGAAAUAUGCAGGAUAUGAUAAGUAAUAUGACCUCAAAAUAGUUUGUUAUACUGUGGUACUUGCUGCUUCUAUAUCAGCUAUGACAUCUAAACGAGUCAUUGAAUCUGCUGUUAUGAAUGAUAUUAAUAUUGUAACAUUACAUACUAUAUUAUAUAUGCGAACAAUAUACUGUACUGUAAAGAA
Molecule: messenger RNA, 3873 nt
Organism: Cherax quadricarinatus
Lineage: Eukaryota; Metazoa; Arthropoda; Malacostraca; Decapoda; Parastacidae
Product: SPRY domain-containing protein 7
Molecular function (GO): protein binding
Source: RefSeq, a predicted model, not a curated record